UGCGCGGGUUUGCCCUGGCGUAGUCAUGGCGGCCUUCCGCGAUAUUGAGGAGGUGAGCCAGGGGCUGCUGAGCCUGUUGGGCGUCAACCGCGCCGAGGCACAACAGCGGCGGCUGCUGGGUCGCCACGAACAGGUGUUGGAGCGGCUUCUGGAGACGCAAGACGGCGCCGAGCAGCGGCUGCGAGAGACCCUGGCGGUAGAGAAGGAAGUGGCCCAAAGCCUUCUUGAGUGUAAGGAGCAUGUGUGCCAGAGGGGCGUCGAGCUGGAGCAGCUGAAAGCCGAGCUCCAGAAGUCGGCCGAGGAGGACGCCCGCCUGCAGAGCAGCCUCCUUCAGCUCACCAGGGAGCUGCAGGAGCUCAGGGAGAUGGAGGCUGACCUGGAGAGACAGGAGAAAGAAGUUGACGAGGACACCACAGUCACCAUCCCUUCCGCUGUGUAUGUGGCCCAACUUUAUCACCAAAUUAGUAAAAUUGAGUGGGAUUAUGAGUGCGAGCCCGGGAUGAUCACAGGCAUCCAUCACGGCCCCAGCGUGGCGCAGCCCAUCCACCUGGACAGCACCCAGCUCUCCAAGCAGUUCGUCAGCGACUACCUGUGGAGCCUGGUGGACACCCGGUGGUAGCGGGGAGUCUCCAUGCUGCG
Molecule: messenger RNA, 639 nt
Organism: Castor canadensis (American beaver)
Lineage: Eukaryota; Metazoa; Chordata; Mammalia; Rodentia; Castoridae
Gene: Spc24
Product: SPC24 component of NDC80 kinetochore complex
Biological process (GO): chromosome segregation
Cellular component (GO): Ndc80 complex
Molecular function (GO): microtubule binding
Source: RefSeq, a predicted model, not a curated record